AUGCUUUCUACGCUUUUCAUUGUUGUGCUCCUGAACCUAUUCCGACUGUCCAAGGGUGGUCCAACCUUUCUAGAGGAGUAUGGGGGCAGCUACGCACCAAAGACUAUCGAAACAUGGUACGGCCUCCAGGUUAUAGCGCCAGAUACUCCAUACGUGGCAAGGGCGGGCCCAAAUCAGUUGUACUUCAUCGACACCCGGUUUGACAAUGAGACUGCAAGUCAUGUGAAGGAACAAAUAGAAAAAGCAACGACACCGAAGGCAGGUGGAUACUUCUCUAUAGAUGAGAUCUCGGCAACAGUAGAAAUCAAAAACUCUGAAACUAACGAAACAACAUUCGUUUUUGAUCCCCCAUAUGCCAGGGUGAUGUUUGCACAAGAAAUAAAUAAGCGCAACCCAGAGCUCAAACUGCCUGAACAUGAACCUGCAGGUUAUUGGUUGGUAACCUAUGAUCUCGCCACUAGGUUAACAGAGAGAUACACAUAUUGCUCCGAUCUUGACUGUAGGAACGACGAUCAGGAUUGUGUGAUCCAGUCAGGUGGCAUCUGUACCUUCUGCGACAGCUGGAGAGUCUGCCGUGCUACCGCCCCAAAUGUCAAUGCUAUUGGCGUAUGCGGUAAAUACGGAUGCGCGAAAGCGGUCGACACACCGAAGGAAGAUGGAGAGACGGAUUCUGACUACUUUCAACGGAUGGACAAGUUGCACUAG
Talaromyces marneffei is the source of this 705-nucleotide messenger RNA. RefSeq lists its product as uncharacterized. The record is from RefSeq and is a predicted model, not a curated record. Lineage: Eukaryota; Fungi; Ascomycota; Eurotiomycetes; Eurotiales; Trichocomaceae. The transcript has a single exon. The coding region runs from base 1 to 705 and encodes 234 amino acids.